AUGACGGCAUUUGAAGAACUUGGUGUUUUACCUGAAUUAGGGCAAGCAGUGGACGAAAUGGGUUGGACGCUACCAUCUGAUAUUCAAGCGGAGGGCAUUCCAGCGAUUUUAGGCGGUGGGGAUGUCUUAAUGGCUGCGGAGACUGGCAGUGGCAAAACUGGAGCGUUUUGUUUGCCUGUUUUACAAAUUGUUUGGGAAACGUUAAGGGACCAGAUGACCGGAAAGAAUAGUGGGAAAAAGCAUAGUUCGGCUUGGGUUUUGAAUCCUUAUGAUAGAGACGACAGCUUAGCAAUUGAUCCUGACGGUUUACUGUGUCAAAGUCGUGAACCACAAAAAUGGCAGGGUGCAAGGUGCAACCAUGGUGUAUUCGGAAAAGGAAAAUAUUAUUACGAAGGAACAGUGACUGAUGAUGGGCUAUGCAGGUUGGGAUGGUCAACCGAGGGGGCAUCUCUCGAUUUAGGAACCGAUAAAUACGGUUUUGGUUAUGGCGGGACGGGGAAAAAAAGCAACUGCAAAAAGUUUGAUAAUUAUGGAACGUCAUUUACCUUGGGCGAUACAAUCGGAUGUAUGUUGGACUUGGAUUCGGGUCAUAUUGGUUUCUCGAAGAAUGGACAGAAUUUAGGAAAAGCGUUUGACAUUCCUGCACAGUUGAAAAACUCAGCGUUUUAUCCUGCAAUUUUAAAUGAGUUUCGCAAUUUUUUAAUUCAAAAAUCGAUUUUUCAGGGUUAUGUAGGUGUUAGUAGUGCAGAUGAAGGUAAUGUGGUUAAACCAGAGCCUAAUGCUCCAGCUUGUAUCAUAAUAGAGCCCACAAAGGAGCUGGCUGAACAAACUAAUCAACAGAUUGAAAUUUUUAAAAAAAAUUUAAAAAACCCUGCAGUCAGCAUUCCAGUUUCUGAACAGAUCAGAAAUAUUUCUGCUGGUGUUGAUAUUAUAACAUGCACUCCAGGAAGACUGCUGGAUUUUGUUCAGACAGAAAAAAUAUUGGUCUCAAACUGUAGAUUCUUUAUAUUGGAUGAAGCGGACUCUUUAGUCUCUGCAAAGAAUCAUUUAUCUACCAUAGAACGACUGUAUUCUUUACUUCCCAAAAUUACUCCUGAUGGGACACGAUUGCAGAUGAUAGUUUGUUCGGCUACACUACAUAAUUUUGAUGUCAAGAAACUUGCAGUAUAUGAUGCACUUUCCGCAAUGGGACUCAGUUCCAGACACAGUGCACCAUGUGAUGUGGAUAAGGUCAAGGCAGCAGAGGAGGGUUCAAGUGAGUGCCGAACAAGCGACAUUGAAUGUUGCAGGCAUUUUUUUAAGACAGAUGGCAUACAUUUCAAUGACGAUAUUCGACCCGGUAGUGAAACGCCAGAAACGUUAUCGGAAGGAACGAAAAUUCUCAAAGCUGAAUAUCUGUUGAAGGCCAUCAGGCAGCAUAACAUGGACCAGGGUAUUAUCUUUUGUCGGACCAAACUCGACUGUGAUAACAUAGAAAGGUUCCUGAACAGCUAUGCGUCAGGGAAAGCAAAAUUUCUAAUCUGUACUGAUGUUGCUGCACGAGGUAUCGAUGUGCGGGGAGUGCCUUUUGUUAUUAACGUCACGCUUCCUGAUGAAAAAGCUAACUAUUUGCAUCGUAUUGGUAGGGUCGGACGUGCUGAAAGGAUGGGAUUAGCAAUUUCUCUCGUAUCUGCGCACCCCGAAAAGGUAUGGUAUCACACAUGCCCAUCGCGUGGACUAAGAUGUAACAACACAAACUUGACUUCGCAGCGGGGAUGCGCUAUUUGGUACGAUGAGAUGAAAUUACUGGAAGACAUUGAAGAGCACCUAGGUGUUACGAUAGCGCAGAUCGAUAAUGACAUGAUCGUUCCAGUGGAUGAAUUUGAUGGCAAAGUGGUUUACGGUGCCAAAAGCGGUUAUGCUGGUCAUGCAGUUCAAUUGUCGGGAGCUGUUGCUUUGCUGGCCGAUCUGGAACGUUCUCUGCAGCUUUCUUAUUUACGGAUGUUUAACGACCCGAAGACUGAAAAUGUUAAAUAA
Molecule: messenger RNA, 2016 nt
Organism: Enterobius vermicularis (human pinworm)
Lineage: Eukaryota; Metazoa; Nematoda; Chromadorea; Rhabditida; Oxyuridae
Source: the annotation of a GenBank genome assembly